Cuscuta epithymum is the source of this 3060-nucleotide messenger RNA. The record is from the annotation of a GenBank genome assembly. Lineage: Eukaryota; Viridiplantae; Streptophyta; Magnoliopsida; Solanales; Convolvulaceae.
UAAUUCUCCAAAACACUUUCACACAAUUUUUUUCCUCCAAACAACGUUUUUCGAUUUUAUUAGAAACUCUCAUAAAUAAACUGAUCUAGGAUGAAAAUCUAAAUUCUUAUUACAAAAGGUUCACCUCUAAACAAACCUAACCAUCAAACAAAUUGUACCAUGAUCUGUAUAUAGUUUUCUUAAGGGUGUACCUACCAUACACAAUCCAAGGUGACCUGGGAAAAGGAGAGAGAACGUGUCAAGACAGAGAUUCAGUGACAACGGAGAGAGGUCGAGAGGGAGGAGUUGAGAAACAAUGGCGGAGCGGGGCGGCGGAGGAUGCUGUCCACCGAUGGAUCUCUUCAGAUCGGAGCCUAUGCAGCUCGUUCAACUCAUUAUUCCAGUCGAGUCCGCUCACCUCGCCGUAGCUUACCUCGGAGACCUUGGCCUCAUCCAGUUCAAAGAUCUGAAUGUUGAGAAGAGCCCUUUCCAGAGAGCAUAUGCUACUCAGAUUAAGAGAUGUGGAGAGAUGGCGCGCAAGUUAUGGUUUUUCAAGGAUCAAAUGUCAAAAGCUGGCCUGUCACCUUGUGCUAAGUCUGCCACACAGGAUAACAUAAACUUCGAUGAUCUGGAGGUGAAGCUUGGAGAACUUGAAGCUGAACUGACUGAAAUAAAUGCAAACAAUAAUAAGUUACAACGGUCGUACUAUGAGCUAGUGGAAUACAGGCUUGUUCUGCAGAAGGUUGGUGAAAUAUUUCACUCAGCACAGAGUUGUGCUGAAGCUCAACAAAGAGAGUAUGCAUCAAAUCAAAGUGGCGAAGAGUCUGUGGAAGCUCCACUCUUGUCGGAAUUGGAUAUGUCAAUGGAUCCAUCUAAGCAAAUUAGAUUGGGAUCUAUUGCUGGACUUGUUCCUAGAGAGAAAUUCAUGGCCUUUGAGCGGAUUCUCUUCCGAGCUACCCGGGGUAAUGUGUUGUUGAGACAACAUGAGGUGGAGGAGCCUGUCACUGAUCCUAUUUCUGGAGAAAAGGUUGAGAAAAAUGCAUUUUUAGUCUUUUUUUCAGGCGAAAGGGCAAAGAACAAAAUUCUUAAGAUAUGUGAAGCUUUUGGAGCAAAUAGGUACCCAUUUGCCGAGGAACUUGGUAAACAGGCCCAUUUGAUAGCAGAGGUAUCUGCAAAAACCUCGGAACUAAAGACUGCAAUAGAUGCUGGAAUUCUGCACCGUGGGAAUGUAUUACAAAUUAUUGGCAAACAGUUCGACACCUGGAACUUUUUGGUUCGAAGGGAAAAAUCUAUUUAUCAUACACUUAAUAUGCUUAGCACAGAUGUGACAAAGAAAGGCCUGGUUGCUGAAGGCUGGAGUCCUACUUUUGCAACUCAAGAGAUUCAGGAUGAACUGAAGAGGGCAGCACGUGACUCUAAUUCAGAAAUGGGUGCAAUUUUUCGGGUACUGCCUACGCGAGAAUUGCCGCCCACAUAUUUCCGGACAAACAAAUUUACUUCUGCCUUUCAAGAGAUUGUGGAUGCGUAUGGGGUGGCUAGAUAUCAAGAAGCAAAUCCGGGUGUAUUCACUAUCGUCACAUUUCCAUUUCUUUUUGCAGUAAUGUUUGGUGACUGGGGUCAUGGUAUAUGCUUGUUACUUGCAACAUUGUACUUUAUAAUCCGUGAGAAAAAACUCUCUAGUCAGAAACUAGGAGACAUAACGGGAAUGACGUUUGGUGGGCGUUAUGUGAUAUUGAUGAUGGCAGUCUUCUCAAUCUACACAGGAUUUAUCUAUAACGAAUUUUUCUCUGUUCAAUUUCCAUUAUUUAGCAGCUCGGCAUAUGAAUGCCGUGAUACUUCUUGCAGUGAGGCUACUACAAUAGGCCUAAUCAAGACACGUCAUACUUACCCAUUCGGUGUGGAUCCUGCCUGGCAUGGCUCUCGAAGUGAAUUGCCAUUUUUGAACUCCUUGAAGAUGAAAUUGUCAAUCCUGCUUGGGGUGGCUCAAAUGAACCUUGGGGUUUUAUUGAGCUACUUUAAUGCCAAAUACUUCAGAAAUAGUGUAAAUAUAUGGUGUCAGUUUAUUCCUCAAGUUAUAUUCUUGAAUGCACUAUUUGGAUACCUUUCUGUGCUCAUCAUUAUAAAGUGGUGCACUGGUUCCCAAGCUGAUCUAUACCAUGUCAUGAUAUACAUGUUUCUUAGCCCUACAGAUGAUCUCGGUGAAAAUCAACUUUUCGCUGGUCAAAAGUUAACUCAGCUCGUACUACUACUUUUGGCACUGGUUGCUGUUCCAUGGAUGCUUCUCCCUAAACCAUUCCUUUUGAAAUCACAACACAACAGACAUCAAGCGCAGUCUUAUGCACCAAUUCAAGAUCUAGAUGAGUCCUUACUUGUAGAUGGAAGUCAUGAUUCUAGUGAUCAUGAGGAGUUUGAGUUCAGUGAAGUCUUUGUGCAUCAACUAAUACAUACCAUUGAGUUUGUGCUGGGAGCAGUCUCUAAUACUGCUUCUUAUCUUCGUCUGUGGGCCCUUAGUCUUGCACAUUCUGAGCUGUCAAGUGUCUUCUACGAGAAGGUCCUCAUCCUUGCUUGGGGGUACAACAAUAUUAUGAUUCUUAUAGUUGGCAUAAUUGUGUUCAUUGCUGCGACUGUUGGUGUGCUGUUGGUGAUGGAAACACUGAGUGCAUUCCUUCAUGCGCUAAGGCUUCACUGGGUGGAGUUCCAGAACAAGUUUUAUGAGGGAGACGGAUACAAGUUCACUCCUUUCGCUUUUGCUUUGCUUAGCGAGGAAGAGGAUUAAAUCAGUGUUGAUGUUCAUGGUCUCGUGUUCUUUUGCUUCUUUCACCAUCAGCAACAGCAGCUAAGGUGGAGGGGUUUCUCUUUUUCUCUUCUUUAUUUGUUGGGAUUUGGAGAUGAAUGAUAUUUUUACUGCGUGAGCUUCCAUCCCUCAACGUUGUGUAAUAAUAAUAGUAACAUUAUUAAUUACUAAUAAUAAGCAUCUUGUCUGUAUUCUGGCAGUUGCUGAUACCUCACCUAUUAGGCAUUAGCCUAUGUUGUAUAUUACUCGUCCUAUUUAAUAAAGAGGAUUAUGCUCAAGGGUCAAAA